GUAUCUAACUAUCAAUAGAUAUAAACCCAUCUUAACCCUUACCUCUUUAUUAACGUUAGAAACUAAUUUCUGCCCCGGCAUUAAACACUAAAAAACUUUUUUAACCAAGGAGCAUCGAUUAUAGACACAAAUGGGGCCUACCGCUGGAGAAAAUGGGCACGAUGAUCCAGGCCAUCCACGACGUCAUCUAAGCACAUUCAAUGCUCACCUGGUCGCCGCAUCAGGAGAGUUCGUUGGGACAUUCUUUUUCCUCUACUUUGGCUAUGCUGGAAACAUGAUGGCUGUUCUCCAAUCACCAUAUCCUGCUGUCAAUGGUGGGUUGGCAAGUACUACGGACAUUUGGAUCGCAAUAUCGUACGGAUUUUCUCUACUGGUCAACGUCUGGGCUUUCUACCGGAUCAGCGGAGGAUUAUUCAACCCAGCAGUCACGCUCGGUUUAUGCAUCGCAGGACAGCUCCCUUGGCUGCGCGCGGCGUUCCUUGUCCCUGCACAGCUACUCGGAUCCAUGUGCGCGGGUGGCCUUGUCGAUGCGAUGUUCCCAGGGUCAGUGGCGCAGGCCAACACAGUGCUCGGACCUUAUACUUCUAUUGCGAAAGGCGUGUUCUUGGAGAUGUUCUUCACAGCUCAGCUGAUUUUCGUUGUCUUGAUGCUGGCUGCUGAAAAGUCUCGAGAUACCUUCAUUGCGCCCAUCGGCAUUGGGCUCGCCUUAUUUGUAGUUCUGAUCCCUGUAUUCGUCACUGGUGGCUCUGCGAACCCCGUCCGCAGCUUUGGCUGCGCUGUUGCUGGUACGGACUUCCCCAGGUAUCAUUGGAUCUAUUGGGUUGGGCCAGCUCUCGGUGCUGCCUUGGCUGCUGGAUACUUUCGGCUGGUGAAGCGCAUGCACUAUGAAGAGGCAAACCCUGGGCAGGACGCUCCGGAUGACGUUUAG
Messenger RNA from Fusarium redolens, 928 nucleotides. RefSeq names its product aquaporin-like protein. Gene Ontology annotation, molecular function: water channel activity. The record is from RefSeq and is a predicted model, not a curated record. Lineage: Eukaryota; Fungi; Ascomycota; Sordariomycetes; Hypocreales; Nectriaceae. Bases 131 to 928 code for a protein of 265 amino acids. Gene Ontology annotation, cellular component: plasma membrane. The transcript has 3 exons. Gene Ontology annotation, biological process: transmembrane transport.